Messenger RNA from Chaetomium fimeti, 2193 nucleotides. RefSeq names its product P-loop containing nucleoside triphosphate hydrolase protein. The transcript has 7 exons. Gene Ontology annotation, molecular function: 5'-3' DNA helicase activity; RNA binding; ATP hydrolysis activity. Bases 1 to 2193 code for a protein of 730 amino acids. Lineage: Eukaryota; Fungi; Ascomycota; Sordariomycetes; Sordariales; Chaetomiaceae. The record is from RefSeq and is a predicted model, not a curated record.
AUGGCCGUCAACGUCCAAGAAUUCGCCCAAACCCAAAUCUCCCUCCUCGCCUCCGAACUCGCAGCCGAAAUCGCCGAGUCAUCCGCCCUCGUCUCCCUCCACUCCCCCACCGCCCUCCAACGCGCCGGCGUCGCGCUGACCAACCUCACCGUCGCCGCCCAGCGCACCGGCCUCGGCGGCAAGACCGUCCUGGAACUCGGGCCCGACCCAGCCACCGCUUCUUCUUCUUCUUCCUCAUCUUCUUCUUCUGCUGGUGGUGCUACCGCCGAUCUGCCGGAGCAUGGCAUCCGCGUCGGGGACAUCGUGCUCGUGGCCGAGCAGCCUGCUGGUGGUGGGGUGGGGAAGAAGAAGACGGUGGUGGGUAAGGAGGCGGGUGGGGGGGUGAAGGGGGUUGUUACCAGGGUGGGGAGGGCGGUGGUGGGUGUGGCGGUGGAGGAGAGGGAUGGGAGUGGGAGUGGUGGUGGUGGUGCGGGUGGGAAGGAGGAGGGGGAGGGGUUGUUGGCGGGGGUGGUCGGGGAGAAGAGGGUGUGGAUUGUCAAGGUGGCGGAUGAUGUUACUUUUCGGAGGAUGAAUGCUACUAUGGAGAGACUCGCUAAGAUGGAGGAGAGGGAGUAUUCGGCUUUUGUUAGGGUGUUGUUUGGGCUGUCGUCGCCGUCACCGGUUCCGGCGGAUUUGACGCAGGAUGAGGAGGUUGGGGAGAUUGAGUGGGUUGAUCCGACGCUGAAUGAUAGCCAGAAGGAUGCCAUCCGGUUCGCGCUGGCGUCGAGGGAGAUCGGGUUGAUCCAUGGACCACCGGGAACCGGCAAGACGCACACCCUCAUCGAACUCAUCCUCCAACUCCUCAAGCGCAACCUCCGCGUGCUCGUCUGCGGCCCGUCCAACAUAUCAGUCGACAACAUCGUGGAGCGACUCGCACCACAUAAAGUCCCCCUGAUCCGCCUCGGGCACCCGGCACGGCUCCUGCCGUCGGUGCUCAACCACUCGCUCGACGUGCUCACGCGCACGUCCGAGGCCGGCGCCAUCGUCAAGGACGUGCGGGCCGAGAUGGACGCCAAGCAGGCGUCGAUCCGCAAGACGCGCAACGGCCGCGAGCGCCGCGCCAUCUACGCCGACCUCAAGGAGCUGCGCAAGGAGUACCGCGAGCGCGAGCGCCGCUGCGUCAGCAGCCUGGUCGCCGGCAGCAAGGUCGUGCUGGCGACGCUGCACGGCGCGGGCGGGUUCCAGCUGCGCGGCGAGCAGUUUGAUGUUGUUAUCAUCGACGAGGCCAGCCAGGCGCUCGAGGCCCAGUGCUGGGUGCCGCUGCUGGCGGCGAGCAAGGCCAUCUGCGCGGGGGACCACUUGCAGCUGCCGCCGACGAUCAAAUCGCUGAAUUUGAAGGGCAAGGGCGGCAGCAAGAAGGGGAAGGACGCUGCUGCUGGCACCGAGGGUGUGGUAAAAGGGGCUACGCUGGAGACGACGCUCUUCGACCGCCUCCUGAAACUCCACGGUCCAUCCAUCAAGCGCAUGCUCACGACCCAGUACCGCAUGCACGAGAAUAUCAUGCGGUUCCCGUCCGACGAGCUCUACGAAGGGAAACUCAUCGCCGCGGAGGCCGUCAAGGCGAGGCUGCUAAAGGACCUGCCCUACGAGGUGGACGACACGGAUGACACGACCGAGCCAGUCAUCUUCAUCGACACGCAGGGCGGUGACUUUUUGGAGAAGAACGAAGACGACCAGGACGCCGGCGGCGGAAGCAAGAAGCUCACCAAGAGCAGCCUCUACGGGGACAGCAAGAGCAACGAGAUGGAGGCGGCGCUGGUGAGGCAGCACGUGCGGAGUUUGGUGGAUGCCGGGGUGAAGCCCGAGGACAUCGCGGUGGUGACGCCGUACAAUGCACAGCUCGCGGUCCUUGCGCCGUUAAAAGAGAGCUUCCCCGGAAUCGAGCUCGGCAGCGUCGAUGGCUUCCAGGGUCGGGAGAAGGAGGCUGUUAUUGUCAGCCUUGUCCGGAGCAACGCGGACGGCGAGGUCGGCUUCUUGGGUGAGAAGCGCCGGUUGAAUGUGGCGAUGACACGGCCAAAGCGUUCGUUGACCGUCAUCGGAGACUCUGAGACGGUGAAAAAGGGCAGCAAGUUCUUGAAGGACUGGAUGGACUUUCUAGAAGAAAAUGCCGAUCUCCGGUACCCGGAUCUGGCAUCACUUGCCCAAGAUGCAUAA